UUCAUGUGGUUUUCUAUUUAUGCAUUAUCAGGAUCUGAUAGCCGGUGGCACAGAUACCGCAGCUACCACUGUUGAAUGGGCUAUGUCUGAACUCAUGAAACAACCAGAGCUUAUCAAGAGAGCAACCGAAGAACUUGACAGAGUAAUUGGCAGAGAAAGAUGGGUAGAGGAGAAAGACAUCCCACAACUUCCUUAUAUUGAUGCAAUCAUGAAAGAAACCAUGAGGAAACAUCCUGUGGUUGUACUCUUGGUCCCACACCUGGCCCUGGAAGAUUGCAAUGUUGCAGGCUACCACAUUCGUAAAGGCACUAGAGUGUUCAUAAACUCUUGGGGUUUGGGCAGAGACCCUUCGAUAUGGGAGGCUACCGAAGAGUUUCGCCCUGAGAGAUUCUUGGGCAAAGCAAUUGAUGUGAAAGGCCAAAGCUUUGAGCUGUUGCCAUUUGGUUCAGGAAGGAGGAUGUGCCCUGGCUAUAGCCUUGGACUGAAGAUGAUUGGGUCUAUCUUAGCUAACAUGUUACACGGGUUUAAGUGGAAGCUCCCUGGCAAUAUGAAACCAGAAGAAAUUAGCAUGGAGGAAGUUUUUGGAUUGGCCACAAUAAGAAAGUUCCCACUUACUGCAGUCAUGGAACCCAGACUUCCACUUCAUCUUUAUUAGUUGAGAUAUCGUUAUAAUUAGUUUCUGCUUUUUCUUUAAUAAUAAUAAGUGGGGGUUGAUCAUGUUUCUUCAACCUCCCAUGAUACUGUCUCUAAAAUCUUGGAAUAGAGACAAGUUUAAGGCAGUUCCAG
Messenger RNA from Mangifera indica (mango), 786 nucleotides. Its product is annotated as trimethyltridecatetraene synthase-like. NCBI's taxonomy places the organism in Eukaryota, Viridiplantae, Streptophyta, Magnoliopsida, Sapindales, Anacardiaceae. Gene Ontology annotation, molecular function: iron ion binding; heme binding; oxidoreductase activity, acting on paired donors, with incorporation or reduction of molecular oxygen. Bases 20 to 655 code for a protein of 211 amino acids. The transcript has a single exon. The record is from RefSeq and is a predicted model, not a curated record.